AGCACAAGUAAAAAAAAUAUCUAAAAAUGAACCUUUAUUUGUUUCUGAGGGAAGAUUGUCGGUGUUGCACGGUUACCAUAGAAACGGAAAACAGUCGCGGACGGUUGCCGUUGAAGGAUUUUAUAGCAGGAUGGACUCAGAGUACCUAAAACAGACAGUGGGGAGAUGUUUAGUAGAAGCUCUGGUAGAAGUGGUGGAGCUCAGGCCCCCAGACCCCAUUGAGUUCCUCGCUCACUACAUCUACAGAUACCAGGAGAACAUGGAGGACGCCAAGAAGAAAGCAGAAUACAAGAGGCAGGUGGCGGAGGAGGUGCAGAAAUGCAAGGCGGAGGCCGAACAUCAGAAGCGGCUCAAAGAGGAAGAGGAACGAAUACGAGCCGCACAGCAGGACGUAAAGACGGCAGGGACGAAAGAUGCGGACAGAGCGCCCUCUAGAGAUGGGAAUGAGGAAACGACAGACGAACCUGCGAACGAGUCGACCGUAAGGGAUUUAGGUGGAUCGAAACCUCCAGAUGCAGAUGGUAUGAUCUCAGAGGACACAGGUGAUGCAACGAAGCACCCUGAAGAACCAGCGAGCGUGAUAGAACCCAGUUUAGAAGAAGCGGAGGUGAGGAGACAAGUCACACCCACUGUGAAGGAUUCAGAUAGAUCAAAACCUCCAGAUGUGAAUGGUAUGAUCUCAGAAGAUACAGAUGAUGCAGCGAAACUCCCUGAAGAACCAGAGAGCGAGGUAGAACCGAGUCCAAGCCAAGCGAAGGAGGAGGACUCAAGCGGAUCGAACCCUCCUAAUGGACUUGUUCCGGUCGCAGAGGACUACCAGGAGGGAAAUCCUGAAGAAACUGAGAGCGAGAGACAAGUGAGCCAAAACGAAGGAGAAAAAGAGGAAGGAAGCAAUAAUGCACCACAAACUCUGAUCGGCUCUGCAGAGGAGGAACCGUUUGAUCCAGAACCUUCUCAGAUGCUGCAGGAAGACGCUGAGCUCACACACACCGACAAAGCCGAAGACCAAUCAGGAGCUCAGACGGAGAACGACUCUGCAGGACAGGAAGAGCCUGAGACCCUCAUCGACCCGAGCAUGCUCAACGACACAGAAGGAAGCAAUAAUGCACCACAAACUCUGAUCGGCUCUGCAGAGGAGGAACUGUUUGAUCCAGAACCUUCUCAGAUGCUGCAGGAAGACGCUGAGCUCACACACACCGACAAAGCCGAAGACCAAUCAGGAGCUCAGACGGAGAACGACUCUGCAGGACAGGAAGAGCCUGAGACCCUCACCGACCCGAGCAUGCUCAACGACACAGAGAAGAAUGAAGAAGAUUGAAGAAGACCUCUUUAAAUAUGAUUUAAACUUUAUAACUGUUUAUACAAUAAAUGUUAAGGUCUACAUAAAAAGAAAGCUUUCUGAAGUAUACGAGCAUGUUAAAUAAAUCUGGCAAAGUCACAAA
This is a messenger RNA of Silurus meridionalis, 1442 nucleotides long. RefSeq names its product DPY30 domain containing 2 (gene dydc2). Bases 131 to 1318 code for a protein of 395 amino acids. Gene Ontology annotation, cellular component: Set1C/COMPASS complex. The transcript is spliced from 13 exons. The record is from RefSeq and is a predicted model, not a curated record. Lineage: Eukaryota; Metazoa; Chordata; Actinopteri; Siluriformes; Siluridae.